GAUACAUGUUAUCUCUAAAAAAAAUUUGUGUCUAAAUUAAAAUAAAUUUGAGUAUGGCACAUGAAAAUGAAACACAAAAUGGUGAAGUGAUAUAUUUUAAAGUAAAAAAUGAAGAAAGUGAUGAAUUAGAAGAUGUAUUCCAUGCAGAAGUAAUCAUUAAAGAGGAACCAAUUAAUAGUGAAUGGUCUGUAGUCGAUGACAAGGAUGAUAAAAAUAAUUCAAUCGAACACCAAUGUACAAUUUGUCAAGAAAUAUUUUUUAAUAAUAUAAACGAUGAUAUACCACAAAUAUGUCCAAUAUGUACUGCAAAAGAUUCUUCAACGUCAGAUAUUACAACAAACACUAAAUGUUCGAUAUGUAACGAAAAAUUUUCUACAAAAAGAGCCUUAACCAAACAUAAACGUACACAUGUUUGUAAUGAAAAAGAGACAUUUCAACAUCAAUGUUCAAACUGUCAUGAAAUAUUUAUUAAAAAUGAUGUUUCACACAAAUGUAAAAAAUGUACAGAUGAAAAUAUCGAAUUAAUACUUACGUGUUCAAUAUGUAAUCAAAAUUUUACAGAGAAGUGGGCCUUAACAAAACAUCAACGUAUACAUUCCAAAGACAAUUCUGCAAUCAAACAUCAAUGUACAAAUUGUCAUGAAAUAUUUGUUAAUGAUAUAAAGGACGAUAGUUCGCAAGAAUGUCCAAAAUGUACAACAGAAGAAGAUAUUACAAAAUUAUCAUUUCCAUGUUCAACAUGUAAUAAAACGUAUCCAACAAAAGCGGCCUUAAAAAAACAUCAACGUGUACACACUGGAAAUUUUUUCACAUGUCAAAUAUGUGGAAAAGCUUUAAAACAUAAAUAUCAUUUAAUAGUGCAUGAAAAAAUUCAUUCUGGUGAAAAACCAUUUCAGUGUAAUUUGUGUGGUAAAACAUUUUUACGUCGAUCGUGUUUAAAUAGUCAUUUACGAUCACAUUCUGGUGAAAAACCAUUUAUUUGUCAAAUCUGUGGUAAUAAAUUUGUUAGUUUACGCAAUUUAAAUAUACAUAAACGUAUUCACACACAAGAGCGACCAUAUAAAUGUGAUUUUUGUGAACGUACUUUCACUUACAAAUCAACCAUGAUGGAUCAUAUGAAAACUCAUACAUCGACGGAAAAACCAUUUACAUGUAUGAUCUGUGCACGAUCAUUUCGUAAACAUAGUAAUUUAGUGUCACAUGAAAAGUUACAUAGUGGUGAAAGACCGUUUCAAUGUGAAAUAUGUAGUAAAACUUUUUCACGGAAAACAACAUUACGUAUUCAUGAAACAUGUCAUACGGGUGAAAAACCGUAUAAAUGUAGUGGAUGUGAUAAAACUUUUACACAACGUAACAUCAUGUAUGAACAUGAGAAAAGUCAUACGGGUGAAAAACCUUAUAAAUGCGGUCAAUGUGAUAAGACGUUUAUUUAUCAAAAGAGUUUAAAUCGACAUGAGAUUACACACAGUGGGAAAAAACCAUUCAAAUGUAAAUAUUGUGCGAAAUUAUUUGCACGCAAAUAUGAUUUAUCCAGACAUGAAAAAAUUCAUGAAGAUGGACCCAGUAUCGCUACAUCCAAUAAUUAUCCAUCGAUAAUACAUCAUCAAUCAAUUAGUUCAAAUAAUAAUGAGCUUGAAAAAGUGAUUGUAAAAUAUGAAACGUCUUGCGUUCAUCAUUUAUAGUGUUGCUAAUUUAUAAUUUAUCAUUUAAAUUCAUCAAAUUCAACCAAUAUCUAAAAAGAAAAUAGUGUUGCCUAUUUAAAACUUUCUACAGUUGUUUAUUGGGUUUUAAAAACUUCGUUCUUGAAAAUCGGCCACUCACGAGGGUGCUAACCCCCUCAGUUUUUUACAAAUUACAAAAAAACUAGGCAUCAAAUAAAA
Molecule: messenger RNA, 1880 nt
Organism: Chrysoperla carnea
Lineage: Eukaryota; Metazoa; Arthropoda; Insecta; Neuroptera; Chrysopidae
Product: zinc finger protein OZF-like
Exons: 1
Coding region: 54-1682 (542 amino acids)
Biological process (GO): regulation of transcription by RNA polymerase II
Cellular component (GO): nucleus
Molecular function (GO): DNA-binding transcription activator activity, RNA polymerase II-specific; RNA polymerase II cis-regulatory region sequence-specific DNA binding
Source: RefSeq, a predicted model, not a curated record